This is a messenger RNA of Scatophagus argus, 5130 nucleotides long. It is a transcript of the gene ppp6r3, whose product is annotated as protein phosphatase 6, regulatory subunit 3. Lineage: Eukaryota; Metazoa; Chordata; Actinopteri; Scatophagidae. The transcript is spliced from 25 exons. Gene Ontology annotation, cellular component: nucleus; cytosol. Gene Ontology annotation, molecular function: protein phosphatase regulator activity; protein phosphatase binding. The coding region runs from base 401 to 3190 and encodes 929 amino acids. The record is from RefSeq and is a predicted model, not a curated record.
GGAUUACAACCAAUAGUUAUGCAGUGACACUUUGAGUGACAGAUGCUGUAGCAGUAGUGGGGGAAGGGGUCGCUGAAGUUGACGGAACCGCCAUCUUGAAAAGUGCCCUCGGAUGAUCUACCUUUUCGCGCCUGUCAGAAUCAGUUUUAAACGCUUUAUUUUCCUUAGUGGAAUUUCGUGUUGUCUCUCUGUUUGUUUUUAUUGAAGCCUAGGACUGAUGGAAAGAUAAGCUCCAUGCUGGAGACUUGCUGUUUACCGUUGUCUAUCGGUGUGUGCUGUUGAACUGCUGUAUGUGUGCUGUUUGCCAGUCUGUCCAUCACCGCUGUAGCCUGGAAUGGGCCACAACUCCCAAAGACUAGAACACACCUCUUUAUAACCUGAGCGUACUCACAGAGCCAACAUGUUUUGGAAAUUUGACCUCCACACUACAUCCCACAUUGACACGCUGUUAGAAAAGGAGGAUGUUACGCUGACGGAGGUAAUGGACGAGGAUGACGUCCUGCAAGAGUGCAAGGCCCAGAACCACAAACUGGUUGCCUUCCUGCUGAGACCACAGUGCAUGGAGGAUCUGGUCACCUUCAUCACGCAGGAACCCAGUACUGAUGUUGAGGAGAAGGUUAAAUACAAGUAUCCCAACAUAUCAUGUGAGCUGCUAACAUCAGAUGUGAGCCAAAUUAACGACAGACUGGGAGAAGAUGAAAAACUGCUGAUGAAACUAUAUAGCUUCCUCCAGAAUGAGCCGCCUCUCAAUCCGCUCCUAGCCAGCUUCUUCUCCAAAGUCCUGUCCAUUCUUAUAGGACGCAAGCCUGAACAGAUAGUGGAUUUUCUGCGGAAGCAAGAGGACUUUGUAGACUUGAUGAUCAAGCACAUAGGAACAUCUGCCAUCAUGGACCUGCUUCUCAGGAUGCUCACCUGCAUCGAACCACAACAACUACGACAGGACGUUCUCAAUUGGCUGAAUGAGGAGAAAGUGAUUCAGAGACUGGUGGAUAUGGUACAGCCUUGUCAGGAUGAAGAUAGACACUCCAAUGCCUCCCAGUCACUGUGUGAGAUCAUCAGACUGAGUAGAGACCAGAUGUUCCAGGUCCAGGGCUGCUCAGAGCCCGACCCACUUUUGGCCACACUUGAAAAGCAAGAGACAGUGGAGCAACUGCUGUCUAAUAUCUUUGACAAGGAGAAGAAUGAAUCUGCAAUUGUCAGUGUUAUCCAGAUCCUCCUCACAUUGUUUGAGACCAGGAGACCAGCGUUUGAGGGUCAUAUGGAGUGCCCUCCUGGGAUGUCCCAUCCUUCGUUCUCAGUCAACCACAGCAUCCUGGAGGCUGUGAGACCCAGACUCAAAGACUUUCACCAGCUGCUACUGGAGCCCCCAAAGAGGAAUGUGAUGAAGACAACUUGGGGGGUGCUGGACCCUCCCGUGGGUAACACAAGACUCAAUGUGGUCAGACUGGUGGCCAGCCUGUUGCAGAGCAACACACACAGCAUCAACACAGAACUUAUCAACCUCAACACACUGGGAGUCACACUAGAUAUGUAUUUCAAAUACAUCUGGAACAAUUUCCUCCACAUUCAGGUGGAGAUCUGCACAGCCAUGAUUCUGGCUAUGCCCCCUGCCCCCACUGACUCUCAGCCAGACACAGAGCUGGAACAUGCAAGGGAGAGCAUCCUCAUCAAACAUCUGUUUCAAAAGUGCCAGUUUAUACAGCGAAUCGUAGAUGCCUGGAGCUCCAAUGAGAAAGAACAGGCGGAAGGUGGUCGGCGAAGAGGCUACAUGGGUCACCUCACCAGAAUAGCCAACUCUAUAGUUCAUAACUGUGACAAAGGUCCUAAUGGACCACAGAUACAACAGCUCAUCUCUGAGCUCCCUGCAGAAGACAGAGAGAAAUGGGAGGCCUUUAUUUCCGGGCAGCUGGCUGACACAAACAAGAGAAACACUGUUGACCUGGUGAAUACACACCACAUCCAUUCUGCCAGUGAUGAUGAGGUGGACUUUAAAGACAGUGGCUUUCACCAGGACUCCUCUUUACAACAAGCCUUUUCUGAUUAUCAGAUGCAACAAAUGACGUCCAAUUUUAUUGAGCAGUUCGGCUUCAAUGACGAAGAGUUUGCUGAUCAGGACGAUGUUGUGGAUAUUCCCUUUGAUAGAAUAUCAGACAUCAAUUUUUCACUGAAUACAAAUGAAAGUGCGAACAUAGCUUUGUUUGAGGCACGUUGUAAGGAGAAAAUCCAGCAGUUUGAAGAUGCUGGUUCAGAUGAGGAGGAUAUCUGGGAUGAAAAAGAUGUCACCUUCGCACCAGAGGCACAGAGACGCCCCAGGAGCUCAGGCAGCACAGACAGUGAGGAAAGCACAGACUCGGAGGAAGAGGAUGUGAAGAGAGAUCCAUUCGAAGCUUCAAACCCAAGCACUGAUGACAGAAUGGAAGUCGACACAGGACCAGUGUGGACUGCCAACUUUGAUGACAUCCCCAUGGACACGGGUACAUCAGCAGCUCCAGCCUCCAGCUCUAACAACCCUACUGCCUCCUCUCCUUUGUCCUCCUCCUCCUCCUCCUCCUCUCCCUCUUCCACAGAAGUCCUCCCGGAGACCGGAUGGAGCUCCUCUUCUGCUGCCCCCUCUAACUCUGAAAUAGGCUGGGCUGAUUUCUCCAGCUUCACUCCUGUCUGCCCCAAAGAUCCUCUGAGAUGCAACUCUCCUGUUGCUAUGGAAACGAGCUUAGAGACGAUGGACCCUCUGGGGGUCAACGCACCCAUUCAACCUGAAGGUGACUGUGAUGGCUGGUUGGGCACCGGUUUGUCUUCUCCCCCCUCAAACUCGCCUAAGGAUUGUGGUACAUCUAAAGCAGAGGAGGAAACGGCCUGUUGUGAGCAGCGCAGCAUCACAGAGACAGUCAUCAAUGGCUCCAUGAAAGAAACCGUCAGCCUCACUGUUGACGCCAAGACUGAGACCGCCGUUUUCAAGAGUGAUGAAGAGAAGAGUACUUCUUCAGAGAAAUACUCAGUACUGGAGUGUGUGGAUUCAGAGAGAACAGGCUUCAACAGCUCAGCCGCAGCCUGCUGUCCCAAAACAGGUGAGAAGUGUCGGCCUACGUUGGAGCUCCCCAAUGGUCCUCUAGAGGAAAUGUCAGCCAUACAGGAGGCCAAGCUGGACCAGAGCACCCUGUCCUCAGAGCCAGCUGUAAAUGGGCCGGUGUGAUGGUCUCCCAGUGCCAGCCAGUGGCCAGCCUGUAGUGCCACGCAGGCCCCUUCUCCUGAGGCAACCUGCAGAGGCUACCGCUCAGAGCUCUACCAAUCACACGCCCCCGCCAGGACCAGCAAUACUCCCCAUCGGUCAUCACUGACAGACAUACAGACACUCAAGUGUACAGACACAGGAUGAACUGAAAAGCGAAACGAGAGACAUACUCAAAUGUAUACAGAAUAAUUUUUUUCAGCAUUUGUUUAUAUACUAUUGUUCUUAUGAGGUGAUGUGCAACUGAUAUCUUGCCGCUCAAAAUUAAAUCGUAAUGUUGCUAUAGUUAAAGAAAUGAUUGUAUGAAUAAAAUAUUUUAUAAAAAGAAAAAAAUGUAUACAGAAACAUGACCCGAUCAACCACGAAGCUGUUGUUACUUGCUGGAUCUGUUAUCCUGCACUCUGACACUUAACGCAUUAUUUGCUAUAUUUAAGAUUCUCUCCCACCGUUGGUUAGUGUCUCUGAGCGAAGUAGUCGCUCUUAGAUACCAAAACACACUUUUAAAACCACACUUGAAGAUUUAUUUUGCUGCAGGUAUUGUUUUUGUUUUUCCUCUGCAUUGAGUUUUUUUUUUUUUUUUUUGGGAAAUCCCCACUAGUCAUAAGUCUGAAGGGGAUCUUGUGUUUGGUUGUGUGUGUCCAAGUGUGCGUGUGUGAAUCUGUUUGCAGCUAAUCUCACAUACUACUGGAUAGGGAUGCAAUGAACGAUUAUUUUCAUUAUCUUUUAGUCUAUAAAAUUGUAAAAAUCACAAAUUGCUUCUUUUAUCUAACCCAACAGUCCAAAAACCCCCUCCAAAUCUUCAUUCGUUAUCAUAAAUGCCAAACAAUAGCAGAAAAUUCUUCUCUUCAUGAAGCUGAAACCAGAAAGUGUUUGAUCUUUUAGUUUGAACAAAUGACAGAAACAAUAGCUGGCAACUAAUUUUCUUUCUGUCGAUUGACUAAUGAUUGCAGCUCUGUUACUGUCCCUGUCAGCCUAACAUUUGUUCUGCACAUUUGUGACUGUAUGCUCACAGACCUCUCUUUCUCUGCAGUGAUUCACGAUUUGUGGGGGGAAAAACAAAAAAAUAACUGGCCUAUAGGGACUUCCAGUGAUCAACAACUGCUUCAGUUUGCUCCCAGACACAGCUGAUAGAGAUCAGCACUCCCCUCUAAGAUGCUUAUGUUUUGUCACUAAAGAACCUUAACAAGCCGCCCUGUAGCAGGCUGCGUUCAUGCUGACAGGGUUCCUACCUUGCAGCCAGAAGGCUAAACAGAAGAGACACUGUUUGUUUUUCAGCACAGGCUGAACUGGGACCUGUAAAUACAUUCUGAGCUUGUAUUUUUAGUCCCCAACUAAACUUCACAACAGCCCUCUUCUUUGGCCCAUCACUGCAUUUUAGACUUCCCCUCCCAGUGUGCAGAAACGUGAUUUCAAGGACACUGAUAGUGUUUGCUAAAGAGAAAGAACAUGCAGGAAUAGUAAAUCAGAUUGUAAUAAGUACAUUUUGCAAGAUUAGGAUUUACCCAGCCUUACUGGGCCUGCUGUGGUUCAGGCUAAUUCUGCUAAGAAUUUAUUUCCCAAGAGAACUUGUAAAAUUUGUAAAUUUGUGGUAUCAGCUGCUGACCAGUUCCACUCCCAGGUGUCUCUACCUGUACAGCAUACUGUGUUCAAACUGACAACAACACCGAAUGGCAAACCACUUGUCUUUUCAAGGUCUUAGCCUGUCGGGGGCCGACUCGGACUAAGAAGUUUACCAUGGCUGAGUGCAUUUUCACAUCUCACAAAAAAAACAAACAAACUGUAAACCAGUCAGUUCAGUGCAAGGGGCACAUUUCUGAUAGGUGAUGAGGUGUGACGUGACGUUCUACUGUUUACCUGCAAACUGUUGAGAUGCAGAUAAAAUGGUUGCCACCAUGAUAACAUUC